UAAUUUUGAAGACAACUCAACAUUAGUUACACAUCCAUAUGGAGACGUUCAUAUAAACAUAAAAUCAGCGUUAAUUGCAUCUUCGUCCGAGCUUUCUGUUGUCUCAUUUUAAGCGUUGUCCCUAACACCAAAUUGGAAUUCCACCUGAAGGAUCACCGACGGAUCCGUCGUCACACGGACUUUUAACGACAGCUGUCACUCUUGGACAGAAGCUGCGCGCAAAUAACCUUUCCAUAUAGUGAACAUUCUCACCCAAACAAAAACUCGAACACAUAACUCCAUCUUCGUUCACCAUGGCGCAGCUUCUACUUGACCUCGUUUACUCGUUCGGCAAUUGUCUAAAUUGCUUCCCCGGAUCGCCGACCCUGAAGAUCAACAGCCGAUCCUUUAAGAUACUGCGACUACUAGGAGAAGGUGGAUUUAGCUAUGUAUAUCUCGUACAAGAUACAGCGACGGCAGAACUCUUUGCGCUUAAGAAGAUAAGAUGUCCUUUUGGCCAAGAGUCAGUCCAGCAAGCGAUGCGAGAAGUCGAAGCGUACAAGACCUUUACCCAUACUUCCAACAUCAUCCACAGCGUCGACUAUUCCAUUGCGAACGAGCGAAACGAUGCAGAUGCGAAGACGGUAUAUGUGUUACUACCAUAUUACAGACGGGGUAACCUACAAGAUAUUAUCAAUGCGAACUUAGUAAACCAUACGAAAUUCCCCGAAAAGGAACUCAUGCGCCUCUUCCUCGGCGUAUGUAAAGCUCUUAAGGACAUGCACCUAUACCAAGGGCCGUCGGGUGGUGAGCGCAUGGUAGCAGACAAUACAAAAAAUGGCAAUGAAGGACGUGGCAAGAAAGGAAAGCGCAAUAAAGCUGUUGCAGCUGCAGACGCAGAUGACGAGACCGAACAAGCAAGACCGUUGAUGGUAAAUGAGGAACUGGUGAGACCUGGCGAACGGAGAUCGUAUGCGCAUAGAGAUAUUAAGCCAGGUAACAUCAUGAUCGACGACUCAGGCUCGCAACCUAUUAUAAUGGAUCUAGGCUCGAUCGCCGAAUCUCCUAUCGCCAUAUCAACACGAUCUCUUGCCAUCGCCACUCAAGAUACAGCAGCAGAACACAGCACGAUGCCUUAUCGAGCGCCUGAACUCUUCGAUGUGAAGACCGGCACUGUUAUUGAUACCAAAGUCGAUAUCUGGUCUCUGGGGUGCACUUUAUAUGCGUGUCUAGUAGGCAAAUCGCCUUUCGAGAUGCGCAGCGACGAAACUGGUGGAAGUUUAAGCAUGUGUGUGCUAGGAGGAGACUGGCGAUUCCCGGAUGAGGGGCCUAAGGGUCAAAAGAAAGGAAAGGCUCCGGCCGGAUCUGCUGGUCGCGAGGAGGGUGCGAUUAGCGAACCAAUUAAGGACGUAGUCAGGAAAUGCUUGAGCGUCGAGCCAAGCGAACGCCCGGAUAUCGAGGAACUAAUAGAUCUAGUGGAAGAGGUUCUUGAUGAGUUACCUGAAGAUGACGUAUGAGAGGUAAAAGGUUGGGGAGUCGUUUCUUCUGUGUAUACUGUACAUUAUAACCUUCUGUAUUAGAUGUACCUAGGGACGGGCCAUGAAAUUUGGUAUGACAAUGACGGCGUUGUUGCUCCGAGAGCAAAUAAUUUACAUGGGCGUUUGGUGGUUACCCAUGAUCUAUCUACAUAGUACUAGAAUUAGU
Molecule: messenger RNA, 1683 nt
Organism: Annulohypoxylon maeteangense
Lineage: Eukaryota; Fungi; Ascomycota; Sordariomycetes; Xylariales; Hypoxylaceae
Product: kinase-like protein
Exons: 2
Coding region: 294-1496 (400 amino acids)
Biological process (GO): vacuolar protein processing; regulation of vacuole fusion, non-autophagic; protein phosphorylation
Cellular component (GO): cytoplasm; Golgi apparatus
Molecular function (GO): ATP binding; protein serine/threonine kinase activity
Source: RefSeq, a predicted model, not a curated record